Messenger RNA from Pediculus humanus corporis (human body louse), 585 nucleotides. RefSeq names its product RER1 protein, putative. Gene Ontology annotation, cellular component: Golgi membrane. Gene Ontology annotation, biological process: retrograde vesicle-mediated transport, Golgi to endoplasmic reticulum; protein retention in ER lumen. NCBI's taxonomy places the organism in Eukaryota, Metazoa, Arthropoda, Insecta, Psocodea, Pediculidae. The record is from RefSeq and is a predicted model, not a curated record. The transcript has 4 exons. The coding region runs from base 1 to 585 and encodes 194 amino acids.
AUGUUGAGUAAUGAUGAAGCCGCCAUUAAAACCGGGGUUGUAGCUUUAGCAUGGAAAAGAUUGGGGCAACUUUAUCAAAAAACAUUAGAUGACUGCACUCCUCACGUUGCUGGGAGAUGGAUUUUUGCAGGUCUUCUAGUCUUAAGUUUUUUAUGUAGGGUCUUCAUUGCUCAGGGUUGGUACAUAGUUACAUAUGCUCUUGGCAUUUAUCAUUUAAACCUUUUUAUAGCAUUUUUAACACCAAAGAUGGAUCCUUCAAUUUCAGAUUUUGAUGAUGAUGGAGGUCCUGAAUUGCCAACUAGAGCAAAUGAAGAAUUCCGCCCCUUUGUUAGAAGACUUCCAGAAUUUAAAUUUUGGUAUUCAUUUACAAAAUCUACCUUGGUUGCUCUUAUUUGCUCCAUGUUUGACUGUUUUAAUAUACCAGUGUUUUGGCCUAUACUUGUUAUGUACUUUAUAACAUUGUUUGUAAUUACAAUGAGAAAGCAAAUAAGACAUAUGAUAAAAUAUAGAUAUCUACCAUUCACUCAUGGAAAGCCUAAAUAUCAGGGGCUACCUGAUUCUGGAAAGGUGAUUAACUCAAAGUGA